Messenger RNA from Striga asiatica, 1366 nucleotides. The record is from the annotation of a GenBank genome assembly. Lineage: Eukaryota; Viridiplantae; Streptophyta; Magnoliopsida; Lamiales; Orobanchaceae.
GCCAAAAAGCAUUUUACCGAAAGUACGAGUCCCCUUCGCGAAGAAAUCUUCCUAUCACUGCACUGCCACAGUGCCACGCAGCACGACCAAAACAGCAGUGUUCUGUUCAUAUUUGUCCCAAAUAGCUGGACCCUUCGCGAUUCAUAAGCCCUAAACGCAAUCUCUAAAACCUUUGCACUAUAAUCCUAUAUUUUCACUCUUCCCAUUGUUAUUUUCGUGAAUCAGUUGAAAAAAUUUGGAAUUCUGAAGCAUGGACAUUGAGCAAAAGCAAGCGGAGCACAUAGACUACUUUGUGAAGCAGGCGUCGGAUCUAAAGGGCUCAGCUCUGUCAAAUGUCGUCGUUGAGGCCACUUCCCAUCCUUACCUAUUCGCUUUCUCUGAGAUUCUCUCCGUUCCUAACGUGCUCGAGCUUGAAGGAACUGAGAACAGUGUAUUACUUGAGUUGCUUCGCAUAUUCGCACAUGGAACAUGGAGUGAAUACAAGAGUGUUGCCAGUCAUCUUCCACAAUUGGUUCCUGAUCAAGUUCUCAAGUUGAAGCAGCUGACUGUGCUCACUCUGGCUGAGACAACCAAGGUAUUGCCAUAUGAUACAUUGAUGAAGGAGUUGGAUGUCACUAAUGUACGUGAGUUGGAAGAUUUUCUGAUUAAUGACUGCAUGUAUGUGGGGAUAAUCAGAGGAAAGUUGGAUCAAUUCCGCAGAUGCCUCGAGGUGCAAUUUGCAGCAGGAAGGGAUCUUAGGCCUGGAAAUUUGGGUAGCAUGAUUCAGACUCUAGCGAACUGGCUAUCUACAUCAGAAAGCCUUCUUGGUUCAAUCCAAGAGAAGAUAAAAUGGGCAGAUACUAUGAAUGAGAUGGAUAAGAAGCACAGGAAGGAAGUCGAUGAAAGGGUGGAGGAAGUGAAGAAAACAAUAUCUUUUAAGAGGUUACAAAUUAGCAGGCCGAUGCUGAGUUCAGAGCGCACUCUGAGGAACUUUUUUCCGAGCACGGUGGAGUGAUGGACUUUGAGGAAGACCGUAGUAUUCGACCCAAGAGGAGACGCCACCCCAUGGGUUGAGGAGAUACAGUUAAAAGAGAAGAGGAGAUUUUGGGUCGGGCUGGAGAUAUUAACUUGUCAUUUUUCGAUCAUCAUAGCCUUAGACAGCUGCUUUUGAAGAUGGGCAAUUCUUGUCCCAUAGGGCAUGUUUAAUUACAUUUUAUUUAGACCAAGAAACAUUGUAUCCUCUGUAAAUUCUUUUCCUUUUUUUUUUUCUUACUGACAAGAUGACCCUCUUUUGAUCUGGUUGAAGCUAAUGUUGACAUUGUUCACAUUAACUAUUUUACAGGCUCAUGGAUAUCAUUCGUUUUUAUUUUUAUUUUUUGGUAUUUAC